Messenger RNA from Monomorium pharaonis (pharaoh ant), 1621 nucleotides. RefSeq lists its product as uncharacterized. The transcript is spliced from 2 exons. Lineage: Eukaryota; Metazoa; Arthropoda; Insecta; Hymenoptera; Formicidae. The coding region runs from base 179 to 919 and encodes 246 amino acids. The record is from RefSeq and is a predicted model, not a curated record.
UUACUGCAAUGCAUGUUUUCUUUAUUAUAUUUUUAAUAUUUCUUAUUUUCAAAUAUUUUGUGCCAUUGCUACAUUUUAAAUUUUUUGAUUGUAAAAAUUUUUGUUAACAAAGUAUAUUUUACAGGGACAUAGAUAUACAGCAGAACAGAAGGCCCUUGCAUUAUUACUGUACAAAACGAUGGGAAAGCGUGCAUAUACGUGUUUGCGUAAUGUAUUCGAAGACAUACCUUCAAUAAAGACUGUACAAACGGCACUCCACAAAAUACCAAUGUCCCCUGGAUUGAAUACUUUUAUCCUGAGACACUUGGAGAAAAUAGCUCCAAACAUGUCUUCGAAGGAGAAAGUAUGCAUUCUAAUGUGGGACAAAAUAUCAAUACAACCCAAGCUCACUUAUAAUAUCCGUAAGGAUGUUAUAUAUGGUCUUGAGGAUUGGGGUAAUAAUCGUACAAAUAAAGUUGCAAAUCACGGUUUAGUUUUCAUGUUGCGCGGAUUAAAUUCGGGCUGGAAGAUGCCUUUAUCUUACAAUUUUUGUAAUAAACAAACCAAUACUGCCCAAUUAAUACGUUGCAUUAAAGAACAUAUCAAUAAAGUUAACAAUGCAGGCUUUCACAUUGUUGCAACAGUUUGCGAUCAAGGGUCAUCGAAUGUUGCUGCAAUUAAAGAAUUAUUAUCACGUAUAAAUAUGAAGAGAGAUGUCGAACAAAGAGCUCAAGGUCAAACCUUUGAAGUGGGAAAUGUCGAAGUCAUCUCACUAUUUGAUUUUCCACACCUUAUCAAAGGAAUAAGGAAUAAUUUGUUAACAAAACAUCUUGCUCUUAAUUGGAAAAAUCCCAAAGUGCCUCCUAAAGAAAUAGCGUCGUGGGAUAUUAUUAAGACAGCGUGGAGGAUGAACAGAAAAAUGAAUGUGAUUCGGCCAUAAUUAAAGAAAAUAACGAAAAAACACAUAAUCGAAAAUCAAAUAAACAAGAUGCGAGUGAAACAUGCAACACAAGUGUUAAGUGGAACCAUGGCUAGUUACAUUGAAACACUGGCAAGAUCUAAUUGUGAGUACAAUAAUAAAAAUAUUUGCGAUUCAUAGAUCUCAUUUGAUUAAAUUAAAUUAAAUUUAAUAGAUUUUUUAAACUGCCAAUUUAUUUGAGAUUAAUAUUUCUGAGAAGUAUCAUAUUGUAGUGGUUUUUUUAAAUUUAAAUUAUUAAAUUAUUAAUAUUAGGUAAAAAAUAUAUUUAAAAUAAUAUAUUUUUUAUAUUUUUUUUAUCAUACCACUUAUAAUAAGAUGUUUAUGUUAAUAUUUUACAUAUAAAUGAUUGAUGUUUGUUACAGGUGUGGUAACAAUCAACAAUGAAGAAAUACAAAUAAAUGCCGAAGAAGGAAUUCCAACAGCGGAGGCUGUGAACUUUUUCAACAAUUUAUUUGACUCCGUGAAUAGUGAUGUGAAAAAUAACGAUGACAAUUGUUAUAAGUGACACACUCGAUAACGAUAAAAAAGGUGUCAGUAGUACGAUGACGUAAGUCGGUCAGCUGCAGCAGUCAGCAUCGAGCGCAUCGCACGAAGUUUCGCGCAAUCCGCUCGACAAUUAGCGCAAUGCUCCUUAGACAGCACUUGCUGUCUAAGCAAUAAUUU